UAGUUCUCUGUUUUGAAAUUUUAGGGUCAAUUGGGAUUGAAGCUGUGGCAUUAGAACAAUAUUUACCGCUGUGUCUGUGAAUUUGAUCUAACUUUUCCGGAUUUGAAUAAAUUUUAUCUUGGAAAAUGGCCUAUAAUUUGCAAUUCUGGCUAGUUUGUUUGGGAAUUUCAUGUCUCAAGCUGCUAUUUUUACCUUCCACUCAACGGACUUUGAGGUGCACCGCAACUGGCUAGCCAUCACCCAUAGCCUACCUCUCAGCCAGUGGUAUGUUGACAAGACCUCUCAGUGGACACUUGACUACCCACCUCUCUUUGCAUGGUUUGAGUGGCUGCUGGCUAAGGUGGCAGUUUUGUUUGACCCAGCCAUGCUUGAGGUUAACAACCUGGACUAUGCAUCACCCAUGACAGUGCUCUUUCAGCGUCUCUCAGUGAUCUUCACCGACCUCUUGUUUAUCUAUGCAGCCAGGCUGUGCGCGGGACAAGUUGGUCGCACCCACGGGGUAGGUCUGGUGCAGCCUGUCUUCCUGCUGCUUGUGUGCAACUGUGGCCUCCUGCUCGUCGACCACAUCCACUUCCAGUACAACGGCUUCCUGCUCGCCUUCCUGCUCAUGACCUUCUGCAGGAUACUGCAGGGCCGGCACGUGGAGGCGACACUGUGGUUCAGUGCGCUGCUCUGCCUGAAGCAUCUCUUCAUAUACCUGGCUCCUGCCCUGCUGCUCUACCUGCUGCGUGUGCACUGCCUGCGCAGGAUGCCUGGAGGAGGUCCUGUAAUGUGGAAGUCGACGGCUUGGGCCACGGCCCAGCUGGCCCUGCCUGCCCUGACAGUCGUCGCCAUCGCUUUUGGGCCCUUCGUGAUCAUGGGACAACUGGGCCAGGUGUUGUCGCGAUUAUUCCCCUUCAAGCGGGGCCUCAGCCACGCCUACUGGGCCCCCAACUUCUGGGCCCUUUACAACACCGCUGACUGGGCCCUGGCCAUUCUUGGACGUCGUGCUGGGCUGCUGGGGCCCAGCAACAGCACGCUGGCCAGCACGUCAGGCCGCGUCCAGGAGCUGCAGUUCUCCGUGCUGCCCAGCCCGCCGCCCGCCGCCGCCUUCCUUCUCACGGCCGCCGCCAUGGCGCCCGGGCUGGUGUGGGUGUGGCGGCGAGGGCGGGCGCCGUGGAGCGCCGUGAGGGGCGCUGUGCUGUGCGGGUUCUGCUCCUUCAUGUUCGGCUGGCACGUGCACGAGAAGGCCAUCCUGCUCGUCAUCAUCCCGCUCACGUGCGUGCUUUGCGGUGCUUACUGCUUAGUGAAACGUAGUGUUGUCGACUAG
Hyalella azteca is the source of this 1309-nucleotide messenger RNA. It is a transcript of the gene xit, whose product is annotated as probable dolichyl pyrophosphate Glc1Man9GlcNAc2 alpha-1,3-glucosyltransferase. Gene Ontology annotation, molecular function: dolichyl pyrophosphate Glc1Man9GlcNAc2 alpha-1,3-glucosyltransferase activity. Lineage: Eukaryota; Metazoa; Arthropoda; Malacostraca; Amphipoda; Hyalellidae. Gene Ontology annotation, cellular component: endoplasmic reticulum membrane. The record is from RefSeq and is a predicted model, not a curated record. The transcript is spliced from 9 exons. The coding region runs from base 170 to 1309 and encodes 379 amino acids. Gene Ontology annotation, biological process: protein N-linked glycosylation.